Messenger RNA from Aspergillus niger, 1092 nucleotides. RefSeq lists its product as uncharacterized. The coding region runs from base 1 to 1092 and encodes 363 amino acids. NCBI's taxonomy places the organism in Eukaryota, Fungi, Ascomycota, Eurotiomycetes, Eurotiales, Aspergillaceae. The record is from RefSeq and is a predicted model, not a curated record. Gene Ontology annotation, molecular function: O-methyltransferase activity. The transcript has a single exon.
AUGUCCCCGUCCACCAUCAACCCCGAGUCCUCCCCCCUCCACACCUACUACUUUUCCAUGGUCGAAAUGAGCAUAAUGAAACUCUUCCUCGACCACAAAAUCUUCACUCUAAUCCCAACCACGCCAGGGGCCUCCAUCCCCGUAACCACCCUAACAACCACCCUUAACGCCUCCCCAUCCCUCCUCACUCGCCUAACCAACUUCCUCAUCGCCUCCGGCGUCCUGUCCUCCCCUCAACCCGGCCACAUUGCACACACCCCGAAAUCCCUCCAAUUCACCGACCCAACCAGCUACCAAGCACUAUUUUUCGCACACAUCUUCGAUUUCUUCCUGGUCCCCGCCGUGAAAUGGCCCGGUUACAUGGCGGAACAUGGCUUGAACGAGCCGACCAGCGCCAGCCGGACGCCCUUCGGCUAUGCGGCGGGGUAUCCCGAUAAGACGCUUUAUGAGAUACUGGAGACGAUGCCGAAGCGGGCGGCUCAGUUCAAUGCUACGAUGGCGGCGUCGUUUCAGCCAAUGCCGGUCUUGGGAAUGUAUGAUUUCUCUUGGAUUGAGAAGCUCGCUGAUGAGGAGCGCAUGGCGAUAGUGGAUGUGGGUGGUGGAAAGGGCCAGGCGUUGAAGGAGAUUCUGGGAGCGUAUCCGGGGAUUCGUCCGGAACAGUGUGUGCUGUUCGACGUGGACGACGUUAUCCGUGAGGCUGUUGCAGAGGCAGAAAGGGACGAUGACGAGACCUGGCGCACAGUGCGCAAAAUUCCCGGCAGCUUUUUCUCCGAGCAACCCGUCAAGGGUGCAGCAGUAUACCACAUCCGGCGAGUCCUGAACGACUGGCCCGAUGAGGACUGCGUGACGAUUCUUCGUCGAAUCAGGGAUGCAGCGGCCCCGAACUCGCGAGUUUUGAUCUCGGAGCAGAUUCUCCAGGAGGAGCCCAGCUUGGCGGUUGCAGCGCUGGAUCUGUGGAUGUUGAACUUUGGGGGCAAGAGGCGCAGCGAGGGCAUGUUUGGGGAGCUUGCGCAGCGGACGGGGUGGAAGGUGAAUGGGGUGUUUCGGGAUAAGGAGUCGGAUACGGGGGUUGUGGAGUUGGUGGUUGCAUAG